Magallana angulata is the source of this 2067-nucleotide messenger RNA. RefSeq names its product rho-related protein racA-like. Gene Ontology annotation, biological process: establishment or maintenance of cell polarity; regulation of actin cytoskeleton organization; cortical cytoskeleton organization. The record is from RefSeq and is a predicted model, not a curated record. The transcript is spliced from 10 exons. Gene Ontology annotation, cellular component: cell cortex; cytoplasmic vesicle; cytoskeleton. The coding region runs from base 220 to 2004 and encodes 594 amino acids. Lineage: Eukaryota; Metazoa; Mollusca; Bivalvia; Ostreida; Ostreidae. Gene Ontology annotation, molecular function: GTPase activity; GTP binding; protein kinase binding.
AAUGAUAAUCCCAAAGAAAAUCUCUAUGCUUAUAUAGCUUGUUCUAUUUUUAAUUCAGCUUGGUGUGUAGAUAAAUUUAUCUCGACGUUUCAUUGGUCAAUAAAUAUAUCCGUAUUCCACCGUGUUGUAUAAAUAGAAACGGAUGAGUAUGUGAUUAUAAAUACAGGAUAUUAUUAUUUUGACACAGAAUCUGCAGAAAGAGGAUAGGGUAUAAGCGCCAUGGAGAACAUUAAGCUUCUUGUUCUGGGUGACGGGGGAGUGGGUAAAUCCUGCCUCCUGAUCUCCUACACUACGAACGCCUUCCCGUCCGAGUACAUCCCCACGGUAUUUGACAACUACUGCGCCAACGUGACGGUGGACGGCAAGCCCUACUGUCUGGCACUGUGGGACACAGCUGGGCAGGAGGAUUACGACAGAUUGCGUCCCUUGUCCUACCCCGGCACCGACAUCUUCCUCCUCUGCUACUCUAUAGAGAGCAGGUGCUCCUUUGAGAACGUCGAGGCAAAAUGGAUACCGGAGAUUGAGCACUUUUGUCCAAACGUUCCAAUUCUUCUGGUUGCUUGCAAAUCAGAUUUAAGGUCAUCAUCCAGGAGAGAGGAGAUGGUUAGUACGGAGGAGGGGCAGGAGCUGGCGAAACGACUCCGGAUGUCGUUCUGUGAGACAAGUUCCCUGACACAGACUGGCCUAAAGGAGUGCUUUAACACCGCGAUCAAACGAGCGUCAGAAUGCAGUAAUAGUAAGAAGAAAGCGAAAUCCUUUGGGAUUGGGAUUGGUGGAUUUGGUUUUUCAAAGAAGAAGAAGCAUGUACCUCUACCCCCCGUUAUGCCUCCAGCCGGAAAGGCUCCGUGGGUAGAAAUAAUGACGUCAACAUUCAGUUCUGAUUGGACGAAGGCGCUACAGAAUCCUGUCCACUCUGACGUGACGUUUAUACUGGAGGGGAACCACAAACUCGAUGCACAUCGCCUGGUGCUGUGUGCAGCCUCCAAGUUCUUCCAGAAAGUCUUCAGAUUCUCUCAAAGUGAACAGCAAAGAAAUCAACUGUCCGAAAUUGAGGACGAAUCUUUCUCGACACAAGAUUUAACAUCAGGGGCAGUGGAAGGCAUAGCAACGGUCAUAGAGGAGAAUGAUGUGAAAACUCACACAACCAUACAGCUGUGUGAUGGAAUCCGGCCCAAGUCUUUCGUGCGGGUUCUACAGUUCCUCUACACAGGAUUACCGAAUCUACCUGAGGACGUUACGGGUAUCGAAGACGAAAUCCACGAUCUAAGCAGAUUGGCCAAAAUGUUUGGGUUGGGACAACUAGACACAAUCUGUGAUAACUGUUUGAAGGAGAUGGAUUUUUUGAAUCCAAGCAUUGGGACGUUUCUCAACGACGAAACAGGAAAACGAAUGAAAGAUAUGUUCUUGAACAACCCUGAAUAUGCCGACGUCAUCUUCCAUAUUGAAGGAACAAAAAUUUACGCCAACAAAGUUGUUCUCGGGGCGAGAUGUGAGGUCAUGUCGGCCAUGUUUGGAGGAAGUUUUGUAGAGAGUCAGAGUACUGUGUCCGAGGUCCAGCUAAAGGAAGUGACGUCAGAGUGUUUCAUGGCCCUCAUGGAGUACCUCUACUCGGACCACGCCCCCAUCGAAGACGGUGACUCGGUUGGGAUCAUGGUACUGGCGGAUGAAUACGGUCAAAAGAGACUGGUAAAUCUCUGUGAGCUUUACAUUACCAAAGAAGUUGAUCGAAGUGUAACCAAGCAAAUCGAGAAAUCAGAAAUAGACGUCAUCGGCCUAUUACUGACGUCACAGCUAUAUAAUGCAGAGCAGCUCUCUAACUGGUGUCUCCACUUCAUAUCUUCUAACUACAUUGCAUUCGAGAAAAGAAAGGAAUUCUCCUUGCUAACCGGAAGUAAUAUAGAGCACGUGGAGGAGCACAGAUGGCCGCCAUUGUCCUAUUUAGAGGAAGUGAAACAGUAUGAGAAAGAGAUGGAGAAAAUGGGAGAGAAAUGUAGUGUUAUGUGAUAUCAUACUUUUAACUCUAAAUUGUGAUAAACUACAACAAACUGCAAUUGUGUUAAAAAAUAA